Messenger RNA from Ornithodoros turicata, 1971 nucleotides. RefSeq lists its product as uncharacterized. Lineage: Eukaryota; Metazoa; Arthropoda; Arachnida; Ixodida; Argasidae. The record is from RefSeq and is a predicted model, not a curated record. Bases 248 to 1906 code for a protein of 552 amino acids. Gene Ontology annotation, molecular function: protein binding. The transcript has a single exon.
UGGCAAAGGUGUCUGCUUGCCCAAGCAGCAAAAUGUACUGAAAGUCGGGUACAAUAGGGGCGGACGGGUAGGUGGAAGGCCUUGAACAGACUCGUGAAACUAAGGGACAUCGAUAAGACACAUACCAUCCACCCCUAUUGCACUCGACUUUCAGUACAUUGUGCUGCUUGGGUGGUCAGUCUUUGUUAACGACUAUCUCAGUGAAGGAGUAGAAGCGCCUGAGGUGUAUCGGCUCAAGUGUCGGAAGAUGGCGUCCGAAAAAUACAUCAUUGGAGUGUGCGAAACGCUGGAUUGGCGACCCGUGGAAUUUGUAGACCUGCCUCCGACUCAGUCUUGCAGUUUAUGCAACGUUGUUCCGGGUAAGACGUACGUUCUACAAUGUUCCCACGCACUAUGCGAAAUCUGCUACGAUGGUCUACUCAAAAGUGGUCGAAGUUGUCCUCUGGACAACGAAUGCUUCGACGAAAGUUGUGUACAAAUGUUAAAGGUUGACAGACGUUACGUUGAAACGCAGAUAAUAUUGUGCAUGAAUACCAAGUAUGGGUGUGGUUUCGUUGGAACGGUAGAAGAAAUGAAGCAUCACUUCCUGAAAGAGUGCAAUUUCCAAGCUGUCACGUGCAAGCUUUGCAAUGCCAAGGUGCUUCGUCGGCAGAUUGUCAACCAUUACACCCAACGCUGCCAACGCAGGAACUCUUUGCCUGGUGAGGAUUAUCUCCAUGGUGAUCUUGUCGAGUUCCAGAAGGAGACGUUGGCCUCGGUAAGAAAAAACGGAGAGAAGAUGACUUCAACGGAACAGCAGCUGAAGAGAAUUCUCGAGAAGCAGGAACACUUAGACACUACACUGAGCCACGUUGGAAGGGAGUUCCAUGAGCAAGUGCGAAUCUCCGACGAGGCUGUGAACAGGACACUGGAAACGUCGUUGGGAGAUGUGAACACGAACUUGUCGAAAAUUCUCGAGAAACAAGAUUGUGCAGCUGCUGAGCUGAGCAAUGUCGCCAGACAGUUUCAUUACCAGCACGAGGAACAGGCAAAAGUUUACAGUGAGGUUACGAAGACAGGCAUUCUACUAGAAAAACUGCUGCAAGAUACUCACAAGAACUUUUCUGCAAUCACUGAAAAGGUUAUCAACUUCUCCUCGGAUAAUGGAAGAACAAAGGAAUGCGUAGAGUCGAAUUCAAAUGAUGUGUCUCGAUGUCUUCAGUGCGUUAGAGAUACCAUAGCCGAUGUGUCCUGUAUGUUGGCUCGGCUAGACGACGGUCACGAAAACCUGGAGAGCAUAAAACGAGACCUACAUGUGUUACUGCAGCAUUCAGAGGAGGCGAUGAAGUUUAUCAACAUGGAUACGGAAGCGAAUGAAAUGAAACCAAUGGCGAGGGUAGUUCUCGACAUCAACCAGAAAAUGAAAUCUAUGGAAGAAGCUACGAGUAGUCUACAUCUUGUCUGGUUGUCUGAGUCUAACGAAGUUUCCCGUCAGAUACAAGGAUUUUCAGAGUUUCGAAAGGAAGGAGAAGAAAAGAUUGCCUUUCGUCGUUCUGAUGGUUUCGUUUUCUGUGGAUACUCUGUGAUGUUACAAGUAGAAAUCGACAAACGAGAUGGCGUCCUUUACCUCGGUUUGUAUUUGCGCAUUUGUCGGGGCUGGAGGGAUUCUCUUUUGAAGUGGCCAUUCUCCAUUCCUUACAGCGUUAUAUUGUUUCAUCCAGCGGACAAGAUGAAGAAUAUUGAAUACUCUGUAAAAGACUUUAGUGCUCCCCACAAGGAUGAGCGUAAUAUUUUCUUCAGGCCAACUACAUCUUUUAACCAUGGAUGGGGUCCAUGGAAACUUUGCAAAGUGAAAGACAUGGAAGGUGGCGGAUUUAUAAUUGAUGAUUCAUUCUGCGUUGGUGUCAAAGUUUGUCAAACACCGUAAUCGCUGGUGCACUUCCAGCAUGAAGAACAAACGAAUAAACAAGGAAGAGAGCACGCUCCAAUCGA